Molecule: messenger RNA, 4759 nt
Organism: Paramormyrops kingsleyae
Lineage: Eukaryota; Metazoa; Chordata; Actinopteri; Osteoglossiformes; Mormyridae
Source: RefSeq, a predicted model, not a curated record
AAAUUGCAUUAGUAGGGGAUACUAGAUGCAAUGCAAAUAGGUGAGUUUUUUGGAAUUAAUGUUACGAGGGAUUUAACAGCCUAAACAUAAGGUCUUCGACGGUCGGCUUAGUUUGUCCUUCGAUGCGCUCCGUACAGCGCAUCUGGGAGAUGACGUGUAUUUAUCAGAAAAGCGGAAUUCUCGCGAGUGUCACACGAAGAAAUGCGCUUCAUCUGAGAUUAUGAAAAUGGAUAUAUUUGAUUUCAGUUUACGUUCGUGACUAAUGUUUUCGAAAAGGCAUGGAGACCAGUUUAACCUUAGAUUCAGAAUAUCACACAAAUCAUCAGCCGGUGUCGUUGAACGCUGAUGAAAUGGACGAUAUUUGUAUCGACCAGGAAGGCGAAUGGGACAUGAGCCUGUUUGAUGACCUGGGAGAGCCGGAGAGCGCCGAGGAUUUGCUGCUGGCCGACAGGGCUCUCGAUCUGGAUUUUGAUCUCGAUCUACCAGUAUGGAGCCCAGACACCAGUGGGGGUGCCAGCAGCCCCUACACAGAUACGGAGGUGUCUUCGGGGUCCCUCUCCCCACACCAUGCCACCAGUUCAGUCACAUCACCCGGCUCUGUGGAAGCUCUCUCGCCUUUAGACCUGCUCCAGGUGGAACCCUUGUCUCCGCAGUCUCAGGCAUCUCCUGCUUCCAUCAGCUCUGAGACCAGCUCAUUUUCUGAUGUCGUCCAGGACAGGAAGACGCAGCGGCGGAGCAACCAAGCCUCCCGAGCCAAAACCUCACAGCCCAUAAAGCGACCCAUUCAUCAUGCACCCAAGGUCUCCAUCCAGCCCAAACCAGUGGUAGCCUUCCCCAUCGUACACGCCACCCCCCUCCAGGCAAAGACCAUCAUCAUUCAGCCUGUGCAGACCGUUCUCCCCAGGGACCAGGUCACUCCCGUGGCCAUCCGGCCAGCCCCCCUCAAAGGAGCCCCGAUGACACUCGCUCCGCAGGCGAUGCCGCUGCCCCUCCCGGCCCCCCAGGUCCCCCCAUCUCUGCCGGCCAUCAAGCUUGGGGAACACCCGGUUACCGUGACAACCCUCUCCCAGGAUGGCGGCCGACCCUCAGUGGGAGUCGUGCCUUUCCCCACCCCGCCCCCGAGCAACGCCGGGUCCGAUAGCAUCUCCAGGAGACAGCAGCGGAUGAUGAAGAACCGCGAGUCGGCAUCGUUGUCGCGGAAGAAGAAGAAGGAGUACCUGCUCACCCUGGAGGCCAGGCUGAAGGUGGCGCUGUUUGAAAACCAGCAGCUUAAGAUGGAAAACGGCACCCUGAAGAAGCAGCUGGACAGCCUGGCGGCUGAGAACAACGUUUUGAAAGUCACAGCCCCCAAAAGACGGGCUGUGUGCCUCAUGGUGGUCUUGAUGUUUGUCAUGCUGAAUGCUGGCUCUCUGAGUCUGUUUGAUCGGGACCCCAACUCCAACCUGCCAGUUGGGACCAUGCACAGUGGCAGACAUUUGCUGGAAUUCUCCGGUAGCAAUCAGGGGAACACGGCCCCCCAAAUGCAGAAGCCUUCUGACAGGUCGGAGGACUCCAAGGAGAAGGCACUGAUGGUGGUGAAGAAAGACUCUCUUCAGUUCGAGCCUCCCCCACCUUGCCAGCCAACCAUCAACAGGACAAAGUCUAUCAGGCUGGCUCACGAACUGAGAGGCUGGGUGCACCGUCACGAAGUCGAGAGGACGAAGACCAGAAGAACAACCAAUAGUCAGCAGAAAAACAAAACGAUCCUGAAAACGCCAGGUGAGAAGGCUGAGGUUUCUCAGAUCGUCACCGUCCAGUACACAGACACGCUGGAAAAGAGCUCAGGGAGUGAGCUGCAGGUGUACUACGCUCGCCAUGGCUACUACAAUGAAUUCUUUGAGGAGAUUCAUCGCCGUGGAGACACAUUCUACGUGGUGUCCUUCCGAAGGGAUCAUCUUCUGCUUCCUGCAACCAGCCACAACAAACGGAGCCGGCCGAAGAUGUCCGUAGUGCUGCCGGCUAUGAAUGUGAACGGUACGUAGCCCGCAAGCGCUGGGAGAGAUUGAGUAAGGCUGAACACUGUCGCCGUAGCCCGCAAGCGCUGGGAGAGAUUGAGUAAGGCUGAACACUGUCGCCGUAGCCCGCAAGCGCUGGGAGAGAUUGAGUAAGGCUGAACACUGUCGCCGUAGCCCGCAAGCGCUGGGAGAGAUUGAGUAAGGCUGAACACUGUCGCCGUAGCCCGCAAGCGCUGGGAGAGAUUGAGUAAGGCUGAACACUGUCGCUUCUUAUUUUCUUUUGGAGAUUUUGCUGUACAAACUGCAGAACUCCCUAAGCAAGUAUUAGCUUGACGAAUGACAAAACUAGGGGGUGUUGCAUGACCUCUGGCUGAAGAACUGGUAGGGGAUCCCAUUUUUACACGAAUUUACAAUAAUUUCAGCAUUUUACAAUACAGAUUUCAAGUUGGCCUUCUGACACUGCUGAUGACACGUGCACAUAUUGGGGAAAAAGUCAUGCACAUCACAUAGGUGUGACAUUUAUAGCUUUUGUGCUAUUUGGCACUUCAGUGAACCCUUUAAAAGACUCCUUCAGGCCUGAUGGGAGGUUGGGGGGGGUGCAGUGAUAAUGACCAGUCCGUUACCUGUGAGUCAGCAUAUGGUCGGACUCGCUCUGCCGGGAGUGUGGCCAAAGUAAAGGGUUCCUGGAGACCCCCAGAGAGCACCGGGCUGAGUUCCAGAACCCCUCUGACAAGGUUCCACUCAGCUCCUGGAAAGGAACAUUGGUAUCUCCCCACUGUGUUACAGUGCGGCUGGCGGAGUGAUGUCCUCCAGACCCCGACAAAGGCUCGAAUCUGCCUGCCAGCCUCUCUCUCUCUGCCAUCAUUCAUAAGGAUAUAUUACUAAAAGCCGUAGGUGUGCUUUUUAGAGGCCGAAGGCGUGUUAAUCAAAUGGAACCAUUCAUGCGAAGCUACUUUUUUGGGAAAUGCCAGCGCAGUUGGGAAGAAAAUAUGACGGGUUGAGGUCUCGUUUUCGUUCUGUGUUCCCUGCUGAAUAUCCUGUUGGAUGAGGGUAAAGUGUUGCAAUAAAAACAACUCUUAGUUAUGUAGCGCUGACAGUUCCUGCAUUUGUGUGUUUCUCUCUCUUUUUCUUUCUCUCUCUCCUCCGUUGUCUGCUGAAGGCGGGAGGAGGGAUUGCUGUCACACGUCUGUGAUUAUCUUUGGCAGGUUGUAAUGUUUACUUUACAUGGCUGUGCCCUGUAAUUCACACAGUUUAGGCUGCCUUCCCCUCUUGUGACUCUUCCACCAGGAGGUUCUUCAUACAGUAGAAGCUAUUGUUUCCUUAGUUUUCUAGCGAGGUCCUUAUUCAAAGGUCUGAGUAAUAAUGUGCCUCGCUUGGAAUUUUGCUGGGGUUUUGUUUCUACGGCACUGUGCUGACUUUCAGUGAACUUGACAUUUUCGCAGUGAAUCCCUAAAACGGCUCAGUGUUGGCAUUUUGUAAAUGCUUUUUCUGCCUGAACAGAAACUGGUGGAGCAUCAGGAUUAGUGUUGGAGACAUAAAGAUCAGCCUCUUCAGCUCCAUGGGCCCCUUCCUUGGGUAUCCUGACCUCUGUUCCCCCAGAGGAACGGUCAGCUCUGUAUCUGGGCUCUCUGGUUCACUCUGACCCCAUUAAAUCCUGCUUCUCGCGGCUUCUUUCCACUCGUAUACCGUAUGUCAGAUGCCAUCCGGAUCCUUUAACAACGUGACGCCGACCAUAAGCAUUACUUGGAAUAUUUGUAUUAUUAUCAGCCUAAACUAAUGCAAAAAAUCCAUGUAGAAUAUUUUUCCCACACUGUGAAGAAGGCAGUAAUGCUACUUGUAUAUCAGUACAAUGAAAAGGGAUUCUGUGCGUUUUUAUCACCAGAAAAUUAUGAAACUUUAGUUAGUGGUCAGCCUAGAUGAGUUCAACAGCACAGAACUGAUCAUUUCUCCAGACUAAAGCCACCUAGGAGAGGAAAAUAAAGCGACAUGACUAUUUCAGCAGUGUAGGGACUGUAGGGCAGUUUCGUAUUUUUAAAUGUUACAUGAAAUUGGUCAGUGGGUUAAGUGUCCUGCAAAUCAGCGGCCCAUCUUGGCUACUGGCGAUACAUUUUAAAAUGAUUUUCUAAGUGAUGGCUUUAUAAGCUCCGGCGCUUCUAAAACACUGCAACAUCUAUUUCGCUUUAUUUAUUUUUAUAUUGCGCCUUUCAGAACAGUCAUCCCAAGGCCUUUAGAUGGAUGUGUUGUGAUACAUUACAACUUCACUGACAUAAUAAUACAAAACUGGGAAAAUGGAAGACAGACUAAUAAAAGAAAGAAAGAAAGAAAGAAUGAAAGAAAGAAAACCAGAUGACAAUGGAGGAGAGGGACCAAAAACCCCAAAGUAGGGAAGAAGAAUAACUCUGGAGGUCCAAGGUCACCUGGGCAUGCUAACGUUACUACCAAAGGAAGUGGUCUUGCUUGCUAGAAGCAAGGUGUGACCCAUGGUUAUUGGUAAUUCCAGAGCCCAUCAGUGAGUUAGCUCUCCACUCCAGCCUGUGUAGGUUGGCAGAUUGAAGUCUGCACCCACGAUAUUAAAGAUGUACUUGCAUUAUUUCAGCUGGGGAGACCCUGGGGAUUUUGUUAAUAUGGCAGAGCUGUGAGGAUCUGGCUGAACAGGCAGCGGCAGCCAUAGCUAAUGGAGACCACAGGUGUCCUAUCAGAAAGCGUCCGGUCAGCCUGCUUUGGUCAUUCCGGACUGCACUGAGCCAGGAGCACAUGUGUUAGGC